UCAGUGCCAAGUACAACACAAAUCAACAGUAUGAAUCUGGUCGCUUACCUAUUAUCUGUUGUUCUGCUAGCAGUUUCCCAAGCAUUUCCCGAUCGGCGGGAUCCAGCGGAACUGAUCAAAUCCCAGGGACGCAUCGUUGGUGGCUUCCCGGUGGAUAUUAAGGACAUUCCUUACCAGGUUUCAGUAGUUAAGUAUGGAAGCCACACCUGUGGCGGUGCCCUCAUCAGCUCUCGGUGGGUUCUGACAGCGGGACACUGUGCGUCAAGCAGCAAUACGCCUUUGCUGGGACUAAGAGUGGGUUCAACCGAUAGGAACAGCGGUGGACAGCUGUUGAAGUUGAAACGUGUCGUUCAACAUCCCAACUACAAUCCAACGAUCAUCGAUUACGACUUCGCUCUGCUAGAGCUGCAGGAAGACGUAACAUUCAACGAGAGGGUAGGAAUGGUUUCUCUCCCGGAACAGGACGAAGUGGUUGAGGAUGGAGCACAGUGUCGUGUUUCCGGUUGGGGCAGUACGCAGAACUCGCAAGAAUCGUCGAGAUAUCUUCGCGCUGCCGAUGUACCAUCGGUCAACCAGGAAACGUGCCAGGCUGCUUAUACGUACUUUGGAGAAAUCACUGCUCGGAUGAUUUGUGCUGGCUACAAACAAGGAGGAAAAGACGCUUGUCAGGGAGAUUCCGGCGGCCCGCUGGUUUCCGACCAGAAGUUAGUUGGUAUCGUUUCCUGGGGCUUCGGAUGCGCUCGGGCCGGCUAUCCAGGAGUAUAUGCUCGCGUUGCGUCCGUUCGCCAAUGGGUCACGGAGGUCAGUGGAAUCUGAGAGAAGACGCUCAGCAAGCAAUAACGUUAUCACUAAUAGACAGCAAUUAUCAUUUCAAUUUGUUUGCUCUCAAUAUUGUUGUUGUAAGCCAUUGAUAUUCCAUAAAUCACACCAACUGAACAAACAUCUA
Molecule: messenger RNA, 946 nt
Organism: Toxorhynchites rutilus septentrionalis
Lineage: Eukaryota; Metazoa; Arthropoda; Insecta; Diptera; Culicidae
Product: trypsin 5G1-like
Exons: 2
Coding region: 31-816 (261 amino acids)
Biological process (GO): proteolysis
Molecular function (GO): serine-type endopeptidase activity
Source: RefSeq, a predicted model, not a curated record